UUGAGCUGGAGUGACGAAAUGGACAAUAUGCUUGGCGUGCUUAAUCGCCACGUAAAAACUUCAUUGAAAAAUAUAAAAAUCGCAUUCCAACGCGAUGGUUUUUCGUUCAAUGCUGAAUUCAAGCAAUAUUUCUUACGGUCUGCGAACAAACAAAUUGAGGAAACAUACGACCGGUUCGAAACUGAUUCAAUGUUGAAGGAUCAAAUCUACUUUGGUGCAUCCGACAACCCGCCAACAAUUGAUAUAUUCCCGAUGAUCAACUCAAUUUAUACCAAAAAUCAUUACUUCAACGGCAUUCGAACAGCAAUGAAUGGUCCAAUUGAAGUCAUCGACUCAAGCGAUGAAGAAGAUCAACCAGGAAAUCGGUUUAAAUUGGAGUCAUCGGAAACGUCAUCUACAAUUCAAUACGGUGAUCAAGACAUACCACCUGAACUACACGAUGAUGGUAGCCACAUGACGGACACUGGGGAAACUGAAAACGAAACGAAAGUGGCUGAAAUGGUAGAGACCGAUGGACACCGCGGAAUGGACCCAACAUAUGAUCCAUAUGCUUUGAACAAUAAACAAAACGUUGUUGGCGGCACCAAAAGUAACAAUAUUGGUGGAUCCAGUGGAAAAUGGGCUGAAUCGCGUUCGACUCGAAAAGUUUUGGAAACAAAACAGCUGAAGAUCCAGAAGCGAUUCAAAUGCGAACUUUGUGAUUAUUCUGGUGAUACCAAAUGGUUAAUUAAUCGCCACAUGCGCACACACACCGGCGAGAAGCCUUUUCUAUGUGACAUUUGCCGCAAAGGAUUCAAUCAACUAGUUCACAUGAAAAAGCACAAAGUGACUCACACCGAACAAGUUCCCUUCCAUUGCCGUGGCUGUUUCACUGGAUUUUCCCAGAAGUCCGAUCAAGCAGCACAUGAAAAAGUGUGCAAAUCACGUCGAUAUGAAUGCCAUUUCUGCAAGAAGUUUAUCACUGUGAAUAAAAAUCAAUUGAAGGACCAUAUGCGAAAGCACAACGGCAAAAACCCGUUUCGAUGCGAGAUUUGUAUGAAGGGUUUUACACUGAAAGGAAGUUUGAAGGCUCAUUUGAAUAACAUCCAUGCUAGAAUCGACCCAUACCUAGAACAAGAAUACAUGAUUUCCUUCAUUACCAAACUCACUAAUAAAUUUUAUUUCAAUUUGAUCUAUUCCAAUGUAGUUAAAAAUCCAAAAAUGUUGAACUGGAAUGACGAGAUGAACCAAAUGCUUGCUGCAUUCGAUCGCCAAGCCAAAUGUUCUCUGGCCAAUAUCAAAAAGGCACUCAAGCGCGAAGGUCAAACGCUCAAUGCUAAUUUCAAGCAAUAUUUUUUGCGCGUUUCAAAUGAACGGAUCAGGAACUCAUACGAUGAAUUCGAAAUUGGUUCAAUGUUCGAAGAUCAAAACAAUGUUAGUGCGUAUGGUAUCACGUCGACGACUGAUAUAUUCCCGAUGAUGAACUCAAUUUACACCAGAAAUCACGACUUCAACGGCAUUCGAAACCAAAUGGAUGAUCUGGGUAAAAUCAUCGAUUUAAGUGACGAUGAAGAUCAAUCAGGAAAUCGGAAUAAAAUGGAAUCAACAGAAGCAUCAUUUGGUAUUCAGUAUGAUAGUCAUGGUGAAACAUUUCAGUUGAAUGAUUUGUUUGAAAAUGAUGACGAUGGAAGCUAUGCUGACGAAAUGCCAGAAACAAACUUGAUUGGCAUUGAUUAUAACGAAGAUGUUUCGAAGAGCGAAGGUCAAGAUCGGGUCCAAAGGAUAGCUGCUAGCACAGUGAAAGUAGAUGACAACAUACCAUUGAUUGCAGUCAGUGAUCGUAAAAUGGACUCAAAAAAUAAACGUACAUCUACUGUCACAUCGAGUGAGGGAUCGAAAUUCGUUGAUGGUGCCAAAAUUAACAACACGACAGGAAGAUCAAAUGGAUGUCCAAAAGAAUCGGCUGAAUUGGAUUUGAAUCCGCAAUCAAUAAAGAAUAAAAAAUCAAUUUGGUCGAAUCGGAUGCAGGUGAAAAAACGAUUGAAAUGCCGACUUUGUGAAUAUUCCAGCAAUCUAAUGGGGAACAUUAAUCGCCACAUGCGUAUUCAUACAGGCGAUAGACCAUAUCAAUGUGACAUUUGCGACAAAGGCUUCACACAGUUGCACAACAUGAAAAAGCACAAAGUGACGCACACUGAUGAAAUCCCGUUCUAUUGCCGAGGCUGUUUCAAUGGAUUUUCUCGAAGAGCCGACCGAGAAACACAUGAGAAGGUGUGCAAAUAUCGUCGAUAUGAAUGCCAUAUUUGCAAGAAGUUCGUCAAUGUUGGUAAAAUUAAUUUGAAAUGGCAUAUGCGAAAGCACAGCGAUGAAAAAUCGUUCUGA
This is a messenger RNA of Contarinia nasturtii (swede midge), 2361 nucleotides long. RefSeq lists its product as uncharacterized. Gene Ontology annotation, biological process: regulation of transcription by RNA polymerase II. Lineage: Eukaryota; Metazoa; Arthropoda; Insecta; Diptera; Cecidomyiidae. The record is from RefSeq and is a predicted model, not a curated record. The transcript has 4 exons. Gene Ontology annotation, molecular function: DNA-binding transcription factor activity; RNA polymerase II cis-regulatory region sequence-specific DNA binding. Bases 19 to 2361 code for a protein of 780 amino acids.